Molecule: messenger RNA, 2962 nt
Organism: Hipposideros armiger (great roundleaf bat)
Lineage: Eukaryota; Metazoa; Chordata; Mammalia; Chiroptera; Hipposideridae
Gene: COG6
Product: component of oligomeric golgi complex 6
Exons: 19
Coding region: 92-2065 (657 amino acids)
Biological process (GO): intra-Golgi vesicle-mediated transport
Cellular component (GO): COG complex
Source: RefSeq, a predicted model, not a curated record
GCGCAUGCGCGGCACCCUGUGCACAUGCGCAGUGCUCGCGCUGCCGGGCUUGGGUGGCUGCCGCCCCGCUUGGAGCUAGACGCCGGGCGCUAUGGCCUCGGGCGGCGGGGAAGUCGUCGCGGUGCCGGCGUCCGGGGCUGCCAUCGGCCUCGGCAAUGGGGCAGGUGGGACCUCGGCGCAGACCAACAACCCGCUGUCGCGGAAGCUGCAUAAGAUUCUGGAGACGCGGCUGGACAAUGACAAGGAGAUGUUGGAAGCUCUCAAGGCACUUUCAACCUUUUUUGUUGAAAAUAGCCUGCGGACUCGAAGAAAUUUACGUGGGGAUAUUGAACGCAGAAGUUUAGCCAUCAAUGAAGAAUUUGUAAGCAUUUUCAAGGAAGUGAAGGAAGAACUUGAAAGCAUAAAUGAAGAUGUUCAAACAAUGAGCAACUGUUGUCAAGACAUGACAAGUCGCCUACAGGCAGCGAAGGAACAGACUCAAGAUUUAAUAGUAAAAACCACUAAACUUCAAGCUGAAAGUCAGAGAUUAGAAAUAAGAGCCCAAGUGGCUGAUGCUUUCUUAUCGAAGUUCCAAUUGACUUCUGAUGAAAUGAGUCUUCUCCGAGGUACAAGAGAAGGACCCAUUACUGAGGAUUUUUUCAAGGCAUUGAGGAGAGUGAAACAGAUUCACAACGACGUCAAAGUUCUCUUGCGCACAAACCAACAAACAGCAGGUUUAGAAAUUAUGGAACAGAUGGCUUUGCUUCAAGAAACAGCUUAUGAAAGACUUUAUCGAUGGGCUCAGAGUGAAUGCAGAGCGUUGACACAAGAAUCGUGUGACAUAUCUCCAGUGCUGACUCGGGCGGUGGAAGCCCUGCAGGACAGACCUGUCCUAUACAAGUACACCUUAGAUGAAUUUGGAACAGCCAGAAGAAGCACAGUUGUUCGUGGAUUCAUUGAUGCUCUUACCAGAGGAGGCCCAGGAGGUACACCUAGACCCAUCGAAAUGCACUCCCAUGACCCUCUGAGAUACGUGGGAGAUAUGUUGGCUUGGCUCCAUCAAGCUACUGCCUCGGAAAAGGAACACCUCGAAGCUCUCCUGAAGCAUGUGACCACACCAGGUGUUGAAGAAAAUAUUCAAGAAGUUGUUGGGCAUAUCACUGAGGGUGUGUGCAGGCCACUAAAGGUUCGAAUUGAACAAGUCAUAGUUGCUGAACCUGGGGCAGUUUUAUUAUAUAAAAUUUCUAACCUCCUUAAAUUUUACCAUCAUACAAUCAGUGGCAUUGUUGGAAAUAGUGCAACUACGUUGCUGACUACCAUUGAAGAAAUGCAUCUGCUAAGCAAAAAAAUAUUCUUCAGUAGCCUGAGUCUUCAUGCAAGUAAAUUAAUGGACAAGGUUGAACUACCCCCACCUGAUCUCGGACCGAGCUCUGCAUUGAAUCAGACACUCAUGUUGUUGCGUGAAGUUUUGGCGUCUCACGAUUCUUCGGUCGUGCCGUUAGAUGCCCGUCAGGCUGAUUUUGUGCAGGUUUUAUCAUGUAUCCUGGAUCCUCUCCUCCAGAUGUGUACUGUAUCAGCCAGCAAUUUAGGCACAGCUGACAUGGCCACUUUCAUGGUCAAUUCACUAUAUAUGAUGAAGACAACAUUAGCUCUGUUUGAAUUUACUGACAAACGUCUGGAAAUGCUACAGUUUCAGAUCGAAGCGCACUUGGACACACUUAUAAAUGAGCAAGCUUCUUAUGUUUUAACUAGAGCGGGCUUGAGUUAUAUCUAUAACACCGUACAGCAACAUAAACCUGAACAGGGUUCUUUAGCUAAUUUGCCCAACCUAGAUUCUGUGGCACUGAAGGCUGCGAUGGUUCAGUUUGAUCGUUACCUGUCAGCCCCAGACAACCUGCUGAUGCCACAGCUGAACCUCCUCCUAAGUGCCACAGUGAAAGAGCAGAUCAUAAAGCAGUCUACGGAGCUAGUCUGCAGGGCGUACAGUGAAGUGUAUGCUGCCGUGAUGAAUCCAGCCAAUGGGUACAAAGAUCCAGAGAGCAUCCUCCACCGAUUGCCUCAGCAAGUGCAGACGCUUCUUUCCUGAGGAUGCUAUUGCCUGUGGCACCAAACAUCGCAUCUCCCAAACGCUGAAGGUUUUCUUCGGUUUUAGUCUGUGAAUCUUGACUUUGAAAUGUGAUGGUUACAGUUGUCAUUGCCUCAUAAGAUUGUAAGUCCCAGCAAUUGUUCUGCUUUGGCCCCGGUAACGUGGAAGUGGCGUGUGUUGACCUGAGUUAGCGUUGCGCUGUUCCCUGUGUGGAGAUGCUCUGUUCUCUGCUAGCCGACCCUCCAGUUCGCAUUCCCCCGCUAUUCUGGAGUAUUAGUGUGUGCAGGGGGGAAAAGUAGUACAAGGCGUUUGAGGGAUUUUCUACAAGGUUAGUUCUAAAUUAACUAGACAUAAAAAGUUUAAGAUUUAGUAUGAGGAUAUGCCCUAAUAAAUGUCUCUUUAUCUAAAGAUUCGAUUUUUUUCCUGUUAUUAGUGUGACUAGGUGUACUUAAACUGAGGAGCAGAAAUAUACACUCAGCAAAAAGGGGAAAAGAGAGAAGUAACUUAAACAGGGUGGAUUCCACUCUGUGUGCCCUGGACUGAAUUCAAGGGGAAGUUUAGCACUUCCGAUGGGUUUCAGGUGUGUAGGCAUCCUGUCCUGCUUAUGAAUCUAGUGGUUCAAGAUGGAUAUUUGUUAUACAAGGAGGACUCUAAUGCAACCAAGUACAAAUUUUAUCUGAUGUUCAAAUCAAAGAAAUAAUGAUCUACCCUAACACUGGAAGGAAAAGGCCCAAGUAGCAAUUGCCAAUUGACACUAAUUGUUGUUUGUCUCCAUGGUGGCCCCUUAAAGAAUGAUUUGAGUUCUGACUUUAGAACUUUACCUGUAAUAAUAUUCAAAAUCACUGUUUUGUUUUUUGUUUUUUUUUAAUAAAUCUCAGUGUGUUUCAUGUGACUUUC